This is a messenger RNA of Rhagoletis zephyria (snowberry fruit fly), 500 nucleotides long. RefSeq names its product diuretic hormone receptor-like. Gene Ontology annotation, biological process: adenylate cyclase-modulating G protein-coupled receptor signaling pathway; cell surface receptor signaling pathway. Gene Ontology annotation, cellular component: plasma membrane. The record is from RefSeq and is a predicted model, not a curated record. Gene Ontology annotation, molecular function: G protein-coupled peptide receptor activity; diuretic hormone receptor activity; peptide hormone binding. Lineage: Eukaryota; Metazoa; Arthropoda; Insecta; Diptera; Tephritidae.
UAAUUCAUUGACCGCAGCUGUACUUACUUUUAGUUUAUACAUAAAUAUCAGCAUCUCUAAUGCAUAUGCAUUUAUUUUCAGUUGUUUAUCCAAUGCUCGUGGCUACGAGAAUCUCACAUAGAUUGGAUAUUUCAAGGACCAACCUGUCUAGUAUUAAUACUCAAUUUAAUAUUUCUCAUACGCAUCAUGUGGGUGCUCAUCACAAAGUUGCGCUCGGCCAAUACUCUGGAGACGCGUCAAUAUCGCAAGGCAUCAAAAGCUCUGCUUGUACUCAUACCCUUAUUCGGUAUCACGUAUCUCAUUGUUCUUUUUAGUCCUGGCGGUGAUGGAAUCACACAAAAUAUAUUUGAAAAUCUGCGUGUCAUCCUAAUUAGUACGCAGGGAUUCUUCGUGUCCUUAUUAUUUUGCUUCCUGAAUUCGGAGGUGCGACAAGCUUUACGACAUCGCUUCUUAAGAUGGCGGGACAAUCGUAAUUUAGGAAAUGGCAAUCGCAGUCGCAG